Molecule: messenger RNA, 990 nt
Organism: Penicillium egyptiacum
Lineage: Eukaryota; Fungi; Ascomycota; Eurotiomycetes; Eurotiales; Aspergillaceae
Source: the annotation of a GenBank genome assembly
AUGGUAGCCUCGCUAAUCAAUGUAGACAUAGCUAAAAGUGCAAGUGUCGGUAGCCAUAAUGAUCAAACCUUUGAAGAGGACAUCAACCUCAAGCAUAUGGAGCUUCUCGUCCACUUGGCCACCGAUAAAGAGCUUCUAAUUCUCACCCACGGCGCUAAAAACGAAGUCUCUCACCCCGAACUAGCCCUCGGCCUCAAAAAAGGCCUAGAGUCACCAUAUCUUAUGUAUCAACUGCUUGCAUUCUCCGCCCGUCAUCUGGCCUUUCUGAAACCCGAGGUUUCGGCCUCUUAUCUACACCAGGCAGUCACUCUGCAAACUCGCGCCGUCUCGAUGUUCAAUGCCGCCUGGACAGAGAUAAACCAGUCCAACUGCGUUGCUAUACUACUAUUCUCAUCAAUCCUGGGUCACCACCUGCUCACUGACACGCUUGCUAAACGAAUACCAGAUGGCCUUGACGAAUUCAUGACCAACUACGUGCAAUUCGUCGAAAUGCAUAGGGGAAUCCAUACGAUUGCUAUGACGGCAAAGCCACAGCUGAUGCAGUCGGAACUUGAACCUAUCCUUUCAUGGAGCACGUCGUUUACAUCGCGCUCACCGAGUGGCGACGACUGCCAAAGAGUCAGUGAGCUGGUGGAUCGCGCGGAAAGUCUAGGACUGGAGGAUAAGAAAGCCUGCCAAGCCGUGAUUAGGUUCCUUCAGGUUGGAUUUGAUGCGGUGUUCUCAGAGGAGGAACAGGGAAACAGAUACCAUAUGCUCUGUACAUGGCCAAUGCUGGGGCCUCCUGAGUUUACGGCUUUAUUGGUAGCUAGAAAGCCUGAGGCUUUGGUGAUACUGGCUUACUAUGCAGCGCUGCUGCAACAUGGGGAACAUCUUUGGCAGAUCGGGGAUGCAGGGGCAUAUAUGAUGAGUAUUAUUUCUGGCUUUCUUGGCUUAGAGUGGGACUAUUGGCUCGAAUACCCAAGGCAUAGCAUACUUCAAAGCCUCCGGUAA